CCCUGUUUCCGGGUGCGGAUCAGAAACGCACAGAGGCAGUUGGAGUUAUUCGUGUUUGAAAGGUUUGAGCAAUGCUACUGCUGUUGUGUUUCUCAAAAGUUGUGAGGCUUGUUUGUUUGUUUCAAGGUUUUCUGGUGUAAGUAAGCCAUUAUGUGAGCAUCUAGUAUGGACGCAAAGCUGAAAUACAGCAGUAUGUGUCAGUAAACUUUGGCGCCUUGGCUUCUUUCCAAAAUAUUGAAAACAGCUGCCUUCGUCUUCUCAGUCCACAUGUGAUCUGCUGCAGAGACCUGGACCUGUUCAUGCAACUCCGGAGAAAAUAACAGAAAGCAAUUAUAUUUUAUUCUUGUAUAUAAACGGUCUAAUUUCUGCUGCCAAUAAAGGCCGCAAGUGGCUGAGUUAAGUAACACAAAACCUAGAAGUGUAGGGAUUGUUAUGCCAUAUAUUAAAUUAAAUGUAGCCUUUGAACCACUUCUUGUAUAUUAACAACAUCAAAAUUCAUUUACCAUUGCAAAGCUUUUUCAAGCAUCUAUGAAAAAUAACAGUCCAUUGUAGUUAUAAUAUGCAACUUUCUAGUUCAGUAACACAAGUGGGAAAUACAAUUAAAUGUAAAUAACUGAAUUUUAUCAUCAACAAUUUGGCUGCAGCAUUGUAGAAAUGAAAGAAACACCUUCUAGAAACUAGAGUUUAACAGUGCAGAAUAUAGCAGAAUUUGGCCUAAGCUAAGUACACACUACAGCAGAGGAUGGCCCCAGAGAUUCAAGUGAUGGUGCGUACUACCCAAGCCUGGCUGCAGUCCUCCCAGCAUGUCCAGGUGCCCUUUGCAUGGCUAGAAGCCUGCAUGGAGUGGCUACAAGAAGAAGCAGGAGGAGCAGCUCGUCUGUCACAGCAGCAAAUCAACCGGCAGGUGCUGGACCAGUGGCUCUUGACAGACCUGAGAGACCUGGACCACCCUGUUCUCCCUGAAGGGCUCGCUCAGGCCCAGAAGACUGAGCUCAAUGGUGUCUUCUGUGUCCAGGUUGACUCAUUACUGGACGUCAGUCAGCCUGCGUAUGGUCAGCUGCAGAAGUGGAGAGGCACAGACUGCGCCAACGACGACGUGUCCGCAGUCACACAGUACACUCAGAGGCCCUGGGAAGCCAGACCAACCCGUAUGCUGGUCCUGCAGGUAACAGAUGGAGUCCAGAGCUUGGAGGCGAUGGAGUGUCAGCCGAUUCCUGCUCUAACUCCAGCACUCAGGCCUGGUGCAAAGCUGCAGUUGCAGGGGCGAAUUGUUUGCAGACUUGGUAUGCUCCUGCUGGGGCCGUCCAACAUCAAGAUCCUGGGCGGGGAGGUGGAGGACUUGGUGGACAGGAAUAGCCAGGGCAGAGUGCUGUGUCGGACGCUGGGACUUCCUGAGGAGCAGCAACAGGAGGAGGAGGAAGCCCCACCAGCACCACAGCAAGGUAACCAGGACGUAGAGGACCUCGAGCUCGAUGAUGCUGAGCUGUUGGCCAGCCUGGGAGGUCGGGAGGAUGCUGAAAUGCUUGAGGUUUUACCUGCUCCUGAUAGCGGCUACGGGACGCUGCAUGAAACCUCCGCUCAGUCUUCAAGAAGCUCCUCUGUCAGGAGCUUUGUCUCAACAACCUCAUCCAGAAGUGAAACCUCCACUCACUCUUACAGAAGGGGUUUGAUCCAGAGCAACGGCCGUGCUUCUGCCCAAGGGCUUCAUGAUGCUGAUGGACAGCACAUUUCCGAGGCUGACUUCUUACCUCCUGAUGGGGUUCAUCAAGAGAUCCAAGAUGACAGCAUGGGACAUGAUAACUUUCCUGAUGAAGACUUUGACGAUCUUCCUCUAGAUGAGUUGGACAGAGCGAUUUUUCAGGAAAGUAAUACUGCUGCUGCUCAGUCUGACAGCAGUCACAGAAACACACCACAGAACAACAACAGAAUAACAGGAAAUCCUGACAGUUUGGGCAGAGGAGCAAAACCUCAAACUGCUCAGUUUGAACCACACACUCCGAGUGGCAAUUCCAGAUCCACCGCACAAAAAAGAGACUAUGAGGGUUGCAUGAGAGCAACUUCAGGGCAGUUAACCACAACAGCCUUCAAACCCUUCAUUUCCCCAGCAGUUUCAAAUGAAUUUGUUACCAAUAAUCAGACCGAUAUUAUGGAUGACGACAUGGACUGCUUUUUGGAUGAAGUAGAAGUCUAUGAAGCAGGAAGUGUAGAAACUGCACCAGAUCAGCUCCCUGUUCAACAAGGAUUUAGUAAAGACACAGAGAGUGCUGCCUUCACAACAGAAAAGUCAACCUCCAGCUGUAGACUGUCCAGCAAAUCAUCAAGACGUAUAACCGAUUCCCACAGAACACCUCAGGGACAAACAUCCACCUCAAGCACUGCAGGAUCUGACGCACUGCCUUUAAAACAAGAUCCACAGAGCGACAGCACAGACUCUGCCGUCACUCUGACCUCUUCACCCUUUACGUACUUGUGCUUGCUAGAAGAGCUGAUGUCCAAACCACAUCCCCACAAAAUCGAGAUCCAUGUCAAAGCUUUCAUUGUGACUCUCGUGGGGAAACUGAGCAGCAUCAAUGGUGUUUGGUCUGUCUCUGCCACAGUAUCUGAUGGAACUGGUUACCUGGAUGUGGAGUUGUCAAACGAGGUUUUGACGAGCCUGCUGGGCUUCUCGGUGGCAGAGAAAGGGGCUCUGAGGCGUGAUCCAGCCCGGAGAGGUGAGCUGGAUGCCGGGAUGAGGAGAUGUCAGGAAGAACUGGUGGACAUGUGCUGUAUUAUGACCAUUGUGGUGGAACCAGGGGAGAGGAAAGCGGUCGUGACCAAGGCAAAUCCCGUCAGCGAGAAAGCAGUUCAGGAGCUGGAGCAGAGGGUGAAAGACAGAAGAAAAUAAACACAGAAGUUGAGGGGAAGUGGGCGAUAAUGAGAAAAUUACAGGAGGCGGAAAAAGUAUAUUGACCUUAAGCAGAAAUGAAAAAUUGCCAACAGACUUGAGGUAAAUAUAACGUCACACAACAGCAUUGCCUCAAAAGUGUUCUUUCAUGUAGCGACACAGAGGUGCUUUUUAGGUCUGGUGAUCAACCUGCUUUUCUGCUUUGGAUUUGGAGAACAGAGACUGUAAACUAGUUGUCUGAUAUUUAGCAAUCAGUGCGUUGUAAUUGCAUACCAUCUGCUAAAUGUGAAUGACGUUCUGCCAUUUGUCUUUAGAGGAUUUCCAAAAAUGCAAAGAUGUAACUCUACUGUCUAUAAAUCUGUUUUAAUUGUUUGUUAUUACCAUAUUAAUUCAGAUAGCCCACAGUUAAGCAUCCCACGUUUUAUGCAACAUUGAGAACUACUUGAAGAGAAAAGUGAAACAUGUGAGAUGAAGAAGGGAAAGGCGGGUGUUCAUAUUCUGAUUGUGGUAAUGAAUUGCCAGCCUUUGCAUUCAUUCAGUACGACGAUUACUUCUGACUGAGAAGUGAUUGAAUAUCCAGGGGCAGUGUGGGUCUUUAAUAAACUCCCUCAGAGGAGAAUGAGAGGAGAGGAAGAUAAAGGAGAGGCCACGAGCUUCGAUUAUUGCUGUUCAUUAUGGAGCCUCAUUUUUUUUUUUUUUAUCUUUGAGGAACGCGCGCUACAAAUGUAAUAUUUUGCAUGUAUUUACUGUAUAUUGAAAUAAAAUUGCCCUGAAGGUUU
This is a messenger RNA of Acanthochromis polyacanthus (spiny chromis), 3663 nucleotides long. RefSeq names its product RMI1, RecQ mediated genome instability 1, homolog (S. cerevisiae) (gene rmi1). Gene Ontology annotation, molecular function: nucleotide binding. Gene Ontology annotation, biological process: double-strand break repair via homologous recombination; resolution of meiotic recombination intermediates. The record is from RefSeq and is a predicted model, not a curated record. Gene Ontology annotation, cellular component: RecQ family helicase-topoisomerase III complex; nuclear body. The coding region runs from base 743 to 2884 and encodes 713 amino acids. Lineage: Eukaryota; Metazoa; Chordata; Actinopteri; Pomacentridae. The transcript has 9 exons.